AUGGAUACGGCGGACAAGCGUGCUGCAGAGAAAAUCGACGUGGACGCAGCCGAACUCAGCCAGUUCUCCCGUCAGCUGGGCAGCUACCAUGCGACCGAACUCAUGGGCACAUGCCAGUGGAAACUAGGUGUGGCUAUGCCUAACUUCCAAUAUCUUGUUCUCCCGACCCCGACCCUCAGCUGCACAGUCCCGUUAACCUGGAAGGAGUUCACGAAGGCGAAUUGCGAAAAGUCCAAGAAAUAUCGACAGGCCAGCACCAAGCUACGCGAGGAAGCCGUAUGGUACAGCAGAACAGUUGUGGACGCAUUGGCCAGGCGCUGGGCGGAAGCAAGUGCUGCCCUGUCGGCGCGCAUCCGGGAGGUGACGAUGGCAAAAUGCGAGAUCGGGGCGAGUCUUGAGCAGGUAAUGGCUGAGAUUGCGGAAGUGGAAAGCAACAUUGCAAUGUUGAGAAAGAGCAUUGCGGACAAAGAGGAGCCGAGACGAAUUGCGGAGACCCGGCUCAGUCUGAGAUUGAAUCGUAAACGUUAUGAGAACUGCCAGGAUUCUGCUUAUACAAGUCUAACGCAAUCACCGAAGGUCCCGGGUUCAAAUCUCGGGGCUGCCAACCCUGAAUUUGGGUAUGACUGGCUGAUGACGGCUAAUAAGCCAGAAAUGGCCAUUCCGGUGCAAUUAGCGAAGGUCCCGGGUUCAAAUCUCGGGGGUGCCAACCCUCGAGAACAAUGA
Messenger RNA from Dibothriocephalus latus, 723 nucleotides. Lineage: Eukaryota; Metazoa; Platyhelminthes; Cestoda; Diphyllobothriidea; Diphyllobothriidae. The record is from the annotation of a GenBank genome assembly.